This is a messenger RNA of Linepithema humile (Argentine ant), 2963 nucleotides long. RefSeq names its product AFG3 like matrix AAA peptidase subunit 2 (gene Afg3l2). The record is from RefSeq and is a predicted model, not a curated record. Gene Ontology annotation, cellular component: membrane; m-AAA complex. Gene Ontology annotation, molecular function: ATP-dependent peptidase activity; zinc ion binding; ATP binding. Gene Ontology annotation, biological process: mitochondrial protein processing. Lineage: Eukaryota; Metazoa; Arthropoda; Insecta; Hymenoptera; Formicidae.
CCGCUUGAGGUAGUCACUCCGAUGACAGCAGCACUGAACGGCGAACUAAUGUGUACCGCGGUCGCUCCAGGUUGUUCUUCGUAACCCGGGGUAUUGCUUAUCGACAAUAAUUAACAUGGUUGCUCACGGCCGGUAGUGUGUUGUGCUUCGAGAUUCAGCAACGAAAUAAUAAAUCAGACUAAAUUUUAUCAAGUCCUUGCGCGACGUACACCAAGUAUGGCACAUCAAUUGCUCUCGUCGGCCAGUAAACUGGAAAGACUCAUCCUAAAGUCCACUCAGAAAGGUUAUUUCGACACAUUGCAGCUGAGACGACACUUAUCACAGCUUAAAAGUGGCACAACACUAUCUCUGAUAGAACAGUUGCAGCAGAAAUGGAGAUUAUUUUGUAAAGAGCCACCUAAAGGGUUCGAAAAAUUUUUCAAACCAGGUGGUGCUAAAAAUGCUGAAAAUGUUGCAAAAAAGGCAGAAGAAGCGACGAGUAAAAAAACUACCACACAGAAGCCUUCUUCAUCUACCUCCAGCUCGUCAAGUUCCAAGGAUUCAGGAUUUCAAUGGUCAUUCAAAGUUUUUGGAGAUGGUUCGCAACGCGGAGGUAAAUCGUUUGAAGGUGGUGACAAGGAGAAGACGUUUAUGAUUUUUGGUGCGCUUGGAGUAACUGGUAUACUUGCAUAUAUACUUUCUCAGGAUUUAAAUCAGAAAGAAAUCACAUGGAGGGAAUUUACGUAUAAUUAUUUAAGUAAAGGUAUUGUCGAAAAAUUAGAAGUAGUAAAUAAAAAAUGGGUACGCGUAAAGCUCCUACCAGGACAUACUGUAGAUGGUUCUGAUAUUCUGUGGUUUAAUAUUGGAAGUACUGACACUUUUGAAAGAAACUUAGAAAAUGCACAAAUAGAAUUGAAUAUGGGACCUGAGAAUUAUAUUCCUGUGGUUUACAAAAAUGAAGUGGAGACUGUAAACAUAAUGUCUUAUCUGCCGCAGAUUCUCAUGUGGGGAUUCCUCUUUUAUUUAAUCCGAAGAUCUGCGGAAGCAAUGACCGGUAAAGGAGGUAAAAGAGGUGGAUUGUUUGGUACAGUAAUGGAAUCGACUGCGAAACUAAUCAAUUCCAAAGAUAUUGGUGUGCGAUUUAAAGAUGUGGCUGGGUGUGAAGAAGCCAAGAUCGAAAUUAUGGAGUUUGUAAAUUUCCUGAAGAAUCCGCAGCAGUACAUAGACCUUGGGGCUAAAAUUCCAAAGGGAGCCAUGUUAACAGGGCCACCUGGUACAGGUAAAACUUUGUUAGCCAAAGCGACAGCUGGUGAAGCGAACGUGCCCUUCAUAACGGUAUCGGGUUCGGAAUUCUUGGAAAUGUUUGUGGGUGUCGGUCCUUCUAGGGUGCGUGACAUGUUUUCCAUGGCACGAAAGCAUGCGCCGUGUAUAUUAUUUAUCGAUGAGAUCGAUGCGGUUGGACGGAAGAGAGGUGGUCGCAACUUCGCGGGACAUUCGGAGCAGGAAAACACAUUAAAUCAACUCUUAGUAGAAAUGGAUGGAUUCAACACGACAACUAAUGUGGUCGUAUUAGCGGCGACUAACAGAAUAGACAUUUUAGACAAAGCGUUAUUGAGACCCGGGAGGUUUGAUAGACAAAUAUUUGUACCUGCGCCGGAUAUCAAAGGACGAGCGUCUAUUUUCAAAGUGCACUUAGCCCCUUUGAAAACGACGUUAGAUAAGGAUCAAUUAGCGAGAAAGAUGGCUUCCUUGACUCCUGGAUUCACAGGAGCUGAUAUUGCAAACGUUUGCAAUGAAGCGGCUUUGAUAGCAGCAAGAGACUUGAAUGACAACAUUCACCUGAAAAACUUCGAGCAAGCUAUCGAGAGGGUAGUGGCUGGCAUGGAGAAGAAGACCAAUGUAUUGCAACCUGAGGAGAAGAAGACGGUCGCGUAUCAUGAAGCCGGUCACGCGGUAGCCGGUUGGUUCUUAGAGUACGCAGAUCCACUUCUGAAGGUGUCCAUUAUUCCGCGCGGUAAAGGAUUAGGAUACGCCCAGUAUUUACCUCGAGAACAGUAUCUUUACACGAAAGAACAGCUGUUCGAUCGAAUGUGCAUGACGCUCGGCGGACGAGUGUCGGAAGAGAUCUUUUUCGGUCGCAUAACUACAGGCGCUCAGGACGAUUUGCAGAAGAUUACAGACAUUGCGUAUGCACAAAUCAUACAAUACGGUAUGAAUGAGAAGGUCGGAAACGUUAGUUUCCAAAUGCCAAAGCCGGGAGAGAUGGCUUUUGACAAGCCGUAUUCUGAAUACACCGCGCAGCUCAUCGACAGUGAGGUGCGAGAUCUAAUCGAUAGAGCACAUAAGCGGACACAAGCUCUUCUGAGUGAGCAUAAAGAAGAUGUAACCAAGGUUGCUGAGCGAUUGUUGAAGCAGGAGAUUUUAAGUAGAGACGAUAUGAUCGAAUUACUCGGAGCCCGACCUUUCCGCGAAAAGUCCACUUACGAAGAGUUCGUUGAAGGCACCGGUUCGUUCGAGGAGGAUACUAGCUUACCGGAAGGUUUGAAGGAAUGGAACAAGACGAAAGAGGAUUCUUCCAAGGACGGCGACAAGGACAGCAAAUCGGAGUCGCAAGCACAGCCUUCCAAAGCAGCCUCUAAUAACAAACAACCGCAGCAACGACUGUAAUUGUAACAUUUUAGUCUCUCAAGUGCUUUGUAUAAUAGUUCGAAAUACACAAUUAUGAUAAGUUUAUGGAUGUUCAACAAUAUUUAGCUGCAUCGGUUAUCGCUGUGUGUGGAUGAAAUUGUCAGUUUAACGUGACACUUUUGUGAUGCUUUAUUUAAUUGAAUUUAAAUUGCACUUGACGAACUCUCCUUCAUUGCGUUAGUUCCGUUUUCAUAAUCAUCAGCUGCACAGUGAACAGUAUUGUACAAAAUCAUAUCGAACUCAAAACUUGAAGAUCUCUUUUGCGUUAUGUAAUAAAACUGUGGAUACUCUGUCAA